Messenger RNA from Rosa rugosa (rugosa rose), 1505 nucleotides. RefSeq lists its product as uncharacterized. Lineage: Eukaryota; Viridiplantae; Streptophyta; Magnoliopsida; Rosales; Rosaceae. The coding region runs from base 603 to 1505 and encodes 300 amino acids. The record is from RefSeq and is a predicted model, not a curated record. The transcript is spliced from 7 exons.
UCAGACGACCAACCCAGAUCAGAGCGAUCUCCGAUCUCAGACGAACAACCCAGAUCAGAGCGAUCUCCGAUCUCAGACGACCAACCCAGAUCAGAGCGAUCUCCGAUCCCAGACGACCAACAGAUCGGUACCAUGUGAGAACGAAGGAGAGAACCGCCGCGAACAACAGAACCCGGACGAGCGUGUCGCUGAGCUGAUCCAUCAGGAGCUUUAGGAUCGACUAAUCCUCGUGCUUCUCCAGUUCGUUCCAUCCGUACACCGCCCGGAGCUUCUCGACUUCCUCCUCCGACAGCCCCGAGGCUCUGCUGACCUUGAACUCGUCCUCGCAUUCCUGAAGAAACUGAACCUAUAUUGGAUGAGGCUGCGGUGCAAAAUAUAUUUUUAAAGUCCCUAGACAACUAUAUAAAGUGGUGUAACUACUUGUGCAUUCAGCCAGUUUGGAGCAAUUUGCAGUCAGUUAGGAAGGAGAAAAAGCUACUGUUUGUUUCCAUGUACUGUUUGAUCUGGGGUGAAGCAGCCAAUUGAAAGCUUGGAGUUAGGCUCAUUAGGCAAGCAUUGGAAGCGGAUGAUUGGCUUAGCUCUGACUUAAACAAAUUGAGAUCAUGGCGCCAUCUAAUAGAGCAGCAGCAGCUAAAGCGAUAGCUUUGAGGAUGAAAGCUGUGCAAAUGAAAAGAACUAGCUCUAAGGAUGCAGGGCCGUCAACCACACCUAAAGCUUUGUCUCCAAAGAAGAGGGUUGUGUCUGCUAAGAAGAAGGAGGUGUCCCCGAAGAAGAAGGUUGUCCAAACUAAGAAGAAGACUAGAUCCCCGAAGAAGAAGACAAAGGCUGUAUCAGAGAAAUCUGUAUCAAAGACCAAGUCUGGAAAUAGUUCUAAGUCUAAUAAGAUAGAGGAUGGUGAUGAUGAGGAAGAUCCUAAUGCAACUGGUGGUUUGAAGCUGCUAAGGCGAGGGAUGGUGACAAUGAAUCGCAUUACAAGGCGACUCAUCAGAGGGAGAAAGCUAACCAUACAGAUUAAUGAUAAGGGGGAACCUUAUGGUAAGGCUGCAAAAGAAAUGCAGUCUUACAUUGGGGUCUUAGCACGUACAAAGAUCUCGAUUGUCACUGGUGAUUGGAGAGAGGUGGACCCUGAGGAAAAACAGAAAAUCUGGGAAUCUAUUAUGGAUGCAUAUGUGAUCCCUAAAGAAUGUAAGAAGCUGGUGAUUACCUCUGCUGCAAAUAAAUGGAGGGAAUUUAAAAGCAAAUUGACCAACAAGUACAUUAUCCCUUAUAUGGAUACCCCUGAAUUGCUUGAAAAUCCACCGGAUGAUUAUCGAUGUGUUAAGAAGGCUGAUUGGGAUAUCUUUGUCGCUGACAGGAUUUCAGCAAAAUUUCAGGAACUGCGUGAUGCACAAAUAGAAAAAAGAAAGGAAAAUCGGUACCCUCAUCGUAUGGCACGUAAAGGAUAUGCUAACUUAGAAGCCGAACUGGUUAGUUUUUGGAUGAUACUUAUUGAACUUUGUGAAUAG